This is a messenger RNA of Sinocyclocheilus rhinocerous, 1545 nucleotides long. Its product is annotated as guanylate-binding protein 1-like. The coding region runs from base 1 to 1545 and encodes 514 amino acids. The record is from RefSeq and is a predicted model, not a curated record. The transcript is spliced from 9 exons. Lineage: Eukaryota; Metazoa; Chordata; Actinopteri; Cypriniformes; Cyprinidae. Gene Ontology annotation, molecular function: GTPase activity; GTP binding.
AUGGUUAAUGCGGCCCUGGUGGCACCAUCAGCAAGUCAUGGUGUGUGGUGGGCUCAUGUCCGGUCCGGUAUGGGAUCAAUGAGCGGUAUGGUGGCGGUGUCUGUGGUGGGACUCUACCGUACGGGGAAGUCUUACCUUAUGAACCGCCUGGCAGGACAACAGUCCGGCUUUGCUCUCGGCAGCACUAUUGAAUCAAAGACCAAAGGCAUCUGGAUGUGGUGUGUCCCUCACGCUAAUAAAAAAGGACACACUCUGGUGCUGCUGGACACAGAGGGACUUGGUGACGUUGCAAAGGGGGAUGAGAAACAUGACACAUGGAUCUUCUGUCUGGCGGUUCUUUUCAGCAGUACUCUAGUGUACAACAGCUUAGGGGUCAUUGACAACAUGGCACUGGAAAAGCUGCACUACGUUACAGAGCUGACGGAAAACAUUUGUGUGAAGGCAGAAGUGGGUCAAGACGAGGAUGGGUCAGCAGAUUUCAUGCGUGUUUUUCCAUCAUUUGUCUGGGCUGUUUGCAACUUCACUCUGCAACUGAUAAAGGAGGAUAAACCAAUAACAUCAGACGAGUAUCUGGGGAGUGCAUUGGAAUUAAAACAAGGUUACUCACGUCAGAUUGACAGGUUUAACCUGCCCCGUCGCUGUCUAUGCAAAUUCUUUGCGGUGAGGAAGUGCUUUGUGUUCCCUCGGCCAGCUAGUACGCAAAACAUGAGAAGAAUGGAGGAACUGACCGAGAAAGAACUGGAUUCAGAGUUCCUUGAGCAGGCAAACACCUUCUGCCAUUACGUCUACAACAAUGCAGAGCCAAAAAUUGUCAAUGGAGGCCGUACAAUUACUGGAACAGCUCUGGGUAAUCUUGCUGAGGUUUAUAUAGAGGCGAUCAGCAACGGGAAGGUUCCAUGUCUGGAGAAUACAGUCGUGUCUCUGGCUAAUGUCCGUGCUGUGGAACAGGCCCUGCAGUUCUACAUGACUGAGAUGCUCAGCAUAGCUCAGCUUCCUAUGCGCCCAGAAGAGCUGUCCGACAUCCACAAAAUUGCAGAGAAGAAGGCCAUUGAAGUUUUUAUCACCAUGACCUUCAAUGACAAUGACCAGAUCUACCAAAAAGAGCUCAUGGGGAAGAUUCAUGAUGAAUAUCAAGAUAUGUGCCAGCAGAAUUAUCAAGCGUCUCUCAUGCAGUGUGAGGAAGUUCUGCGUGUGGUGUUUGAUAAGCUGGAAAAAAGCAUUUCUGAUGGAUCAUACCUGAAACCUGGAGGAUACGGACAGUACAGAGACACGCUCACACAGCUGACCAGUGACUACAGAGCAAAAACACACUCACAAAUAACGGAAAGGGAAGCUCUUCUGCAGCAGGGCUUUCAGCAGGAGGCUGCCCAGAUGCAGAGUGAGAUUGACAGCCUAAAAUCAAACAGGAAUAAACAGGAGACGUCCCAGCCCUCCACGGCGACCAAGGUUUUGGAUGGUAUCGGCACUGCGGCGACUUUGUUCUUGCCAGGCUUUGUUCCUAAAUUAGCUGGUUUUGGUGUGUCCUUGCUUUCAAAACUGUUUUGA